Acanthoscelides obtectus is the source of this 471-nucleotide messenger RNA. Lineage: Eukaryota; Metazoa; Arthropoda; Insecta; Coleoptera; Chrysomelidae. The record is from the annotation of a GenBank genome assembly.
AUGAAAUUGUUAAGAGACGUGGUGCGUAUUUUUAUUAUUGUAGUUGUGCAGAGUUACAUCGAAAGAGCCCUAUAUCCAUGUCAGAACAUGAUGCUAAAGAAGACCAACCAACCCUUGUUGAGUGCUAUUGAUAUUGAAAAUCUAGAGGAAUAUAGAAUGUUCUUAAAGAGAACAAAAACCUACUAUUUUUUUGGAACUGAUUUGGACUUUAGAGGAUGUAAGGUGAAGAGGAGUACUAGCCUAUUCGGCCACGAGAGUGAUAUAAACAUGCUCAAAUUUAUAAUAAAACAUAUAGAUCCGCUGCUAGCAAUAUUGUAUAGAUCCACAUACAUACAGGUAACAGGGCCCUACUCAAAACCAGGAAAUUAUAAUAGAAGAACCAAGAUUAGGGCGGAACGGGGAUACACGUUUCACGUCAAGGUGCCGGUCAUGACGACUUUAAAGACAGACAACACAGGCAACGGUUGGUAG